CUUCCCUUGCAGAUGACGUGUCGCCCUACUUCAAGACGGAGCCGGCGCGGAGCCAGGUGCACCUGGAGGGCAACCGCCUGGUGCUGACCUGCAUGGCCGAGGGCAGCUGGCCCCUGGAGUUCAAGUGGCUGCACAACGGCAGGGAGCUGACCAAGUUCUCGCUGGAGUACAGGUACAUGAUCACGUCGCUGGACCGCACCCACGCCGGCUUCUACCGCUGCAUCGUCCGCAACCGCAUGGGGGCCCUGCUGCAGCGGCAGACGGAGGUGCAGGUGGCCUACAUGGGCAGCUUCGAGGACAGCGAGGCACGACAGAGCGUGUCGCACGGCGAGGCAGCCGUCAUCCGUGCCCCCCACAUCGCCAGCUUCCCCCAGCCCCAGGUCACCUGGUUUCGUGACGGCCGGAAAAUCCCCCCCAGCAGUCGCAUAGCAAUCACGCUGGACAACACCCUGGUCAUCCUGUCGACGGUGGCACCCGACGCGGGGCGGUACUACGUGCAAGCUGUGAACGACAAGAAUGGGGACAAUAAGACCAGCCAGCCCAUCGCGCUCACCGUGGAAAAUGUUGGCGGCCCGGCAGAUCCCAUCGCCCCCACCAUCAUCAUCCCGCCCCGCAACACCAGCGUGGUGGCCGGCACCUCGGAGGUGACCAUGGAGUGCGUGGCCAAUGCCAGGCCGCUGAUCAAGCUGCACAUCGUGUGGAAGAAGGACGGGGCGGUGGUGUCCAGCAGCAUCAGCGACUACAACCGGCGCCUCACCAUCCUCAACCCCGCGCUGAGCGACAGCGGCUACUACGAGUGCGAGGCCGUGCUGCGCAGCAGCAGCGUGCCCUCCAUCUCCCGCGGCGCCUACCUCUCCGUGCUGGAGCCGCCGCAGUUUGUCAAGGAGCCGGAGAAGCACGUGACGGCCGAGAUGGAGACGGUGGUGGUCAUCCCCUGCCAGGCCAGAGGCGUCCCGCCGCCCGCCAUGGCCUGGUACAAGGACGCGGCCCCCAUCCACCUGGAGAAGCUGUCGCGCUUCCGGCUGCAGCCCGACGGGAGCCUGCAGAUCAGCGGGCUGGUCCCCGAUGACACCGGCAUGUUCCAGUGCUUCGCCCACAACGACGCCGGCGAGGUCCAGACCUCCACGUACCUGGCCGUGACCAGUAUUGCCCCCAACAUCACGCGGGGGCCGCAGGACAGCACGGUGAUCGACGGCAUGUCUGCAGUCCUCACCUGCGAGACCUCGGGGGCGCCGCGCCCCGCCAUCACCUGGCAGAAAGGCGAGCGGAUCCUGGCCAGCGGGUCGGUGCAGCUGCCACGCUUCACGCUGCUGGAGUCGGGCAGCCUGCUCAUCAGCCCCACGCACAUCGCUGACGUGGGCAGCUACACCUGCCUGGCCACCAAUUCCCGCGGCGUGGACGAGGCCUCGGCUGACCUGGUCGUCUGGGCCCGGACACGCAUCACAGCCCCGCCGCAGGACCAGAGCGUCAUCAAGGGCACCAAGGCCUCCCUGAGCUGCGGCGUGACCCACGACCCCAGUGUGACCAUCAGGCACAUCUGGGAGAAGGACGGGGCGCCCGUCAGCGUGGACAGCGUCCCACGGGUCCGGCUGGAUGGAGACGGCACCCUGCACAUCUCCCAGACCUGGUCGGGCGACAUCGGCACCUACACCUGCAAGGUCGUCUCCGUCGGGGGCAACGACUCCCGCAGCGCCCACCUCCGCGUCCGGCAGCUCCCCCAUGCCCCGGAAAGCCCCGUGGCUCUGCUUAGCCCGCUGGAGAAACGGGCCAUCAACCUGACCUGGGCCAAGCCCUUUGACGGGAACAGCCCCCUGCUGCACUACGUGCUGGAGGUCUCCGAGAACAAUGCCCCCUGGACCAUUCUGCUGCCCAGCGUGGACCCCGAAGCCACCUCAGUGGUGGUGCGGGGCCUGGUCCCCGCUCGCUCCUACCAGUUCCGCCUCUGCGCCAUCAACGACGUGGGCAAGGGCCAGUUCAGCAAGGACACGGAGCGGGUGUCUCUGCCGGAAGAGCCGCCCUCGGCGCCCCCCCAGAACGUCAUCGCCAGUGGCCGGACCAACCAGUCCAUCAUGAUCCAGUGGCAGCCGCCCCCCGAGAGCCACCAGAACGGCCUCCUGAAGGGCUACAUCAUCCGGUACUGCCUGGCCGGGCUGCCCGUCGGGUACCAGUUCAAGAACAUCACCAACGCCGACGUCAACAACCUGCUGCUGGAAGACCUCAUCAUCUGGACCAACUACGAGAUCGAGGUGGCGGCGUACAACAGCGCCGGCCUGGGCGUCUACAGCAUGAAGGUGACCGAGUGGACGCUGCAGGGAGUGCCUACCGUGCCCCCCGGGAACGUGCAAGCCGAGGCCACCAACUCCACCACCAUCCGCUUCACCUGGCACCCGCCCAGCCCCCAGUUCAUCAACGGCAUCAACCAGGGGUACAAGCUGAUCGCGUGGGAGCCGGAGCAGGAGGAGGAGGCGACGGUGGUGACGGUGCGGCCCAACUUCCAGGACAGCAUCCACGUGGGCUACGUGGCGGGGCUGAAGAAGUUCGCCGAGUACUUCACCUCGGUGCUGUGCUUCACCACGCCAGGCGACGGCCCGCGCAGCCCGCCUCAGCUGGUGCGCACGCACGAGGAUGUGCCUGGCCCCGUGGGGCACCUCAGCUUCAGCGACAUCCUGGACACGUCCCUGAAAGUCAGCUGGCAGGAGCCCGUGGAGAAGAACGGCAUCCUGACGGGCUACCGCAUCUCCUGGGAGGAGUACAACCGCACCAACACGCGGGUGACGCACUACCUGCCCAACGUCACCCUGGAGUACCGUGUCACCGGCCUCACCGCCCUAACCACCUACACCAUCGAGGUGGCCGCCAUGACGUCCAAGGGGCAAGGGCAGGUGUCCUCCUCCACCAUCUCCUCCGGGGUCCCUCCAGAGCUGCCCGGUGCACCCACCAACCUGGGCAUCUCCAACAUCAGCCCGCGCUCCGUGACCUUGCAGUUCAGGCCCGGCUAUGAUGGGAAGACAUCCAUCUCCCGCUGGCAGGUGGAAGCACAGGUGGGGCAGGUCGGCGAGAGCGAGGAGUGGGUGCUGGUUCACCAGCUGGCCAACGAGCCCGAUUCCCGCUCCAUGGAGGUGCCCGGCCUCAACCCGUACACGUACUACAGUUUCCGCAUGCGGCAGGUGAACAUCGUGGGCACCAGCCCACCCAGCCUGCCCUCCCGUCGCAUCCAGACCUUGCAGGCCCCCCCAGACGUGGCGCCCGCCAACGUCACCCUGCGCACGGCCAGCGAGACCAGCCUGUGGCUGCGCUGGAUGCCCCUCCCCGAGCAGGAGUACAACGGGAGCCCGGAGUCGGUGGGGUACCGGGUGCGGUAUGCACGCUCGGACGGGCAGGGGCGCACGGCGCUGCACGCCAUCCACGACCGGGUGGAGCGGGAGUUCACCAUUGAGGACCUGGAGGAGUGGACUGAGUACCAGGUGCAGGUGCAGGCCUUCAAUGCCAUCGGGGCCGGGCCCUGGAGCCGCAUCGUGGCAGGGCGCACCCGGGAGUCAGUGCCCUCAUCUGGCCCCGCCAACGUGUCCGCGCUGGCCACCACCUCCAGCAGCAUGCUGGUCCGCUGGACCGAGAUCCCCGAGGCCGACCGCAACGGGCUCAUCCUGGGCUACAAGGUCGUGUACAAGGAGAAGGACUCGGACCUGCGUGCCCGGUUCUGGCUGGCGGAAGGGAACGCGUCGCGCAGCGCCCAGCUCGCGGGGCUGGGCAAGUACGUGCUGUACGAGAUCCGCGUGCUGGCUUUCACCCGCAUCGGCGACGGCGUCCCCAGCCACCCGCCCAUCCUGGAGAGGACGCUGGAUGACGUGCCGGGGCCCCCCGUGGGCAUCCUGUUCCCCGAAGUGCGCACCACCUCCGUGCGGCUCAUCUGGCAGCCGCCCGCAGCGCCCAACGGCAUCAUCCUCGCCUACCAGAUCACCCACCGCCUGAACACCACCAAUGCCAACACGGCCGCCGUGGAGGUGCUGAACCCCAGCGCCCGGCAGUAUACAGCCAUGGGGCUGCGCCCCGAGUCCACCUACCUCUUCCGCAUCACGGCCCAGACCCGCAAGGGUUGGGGAGAGGCUGCCGAGGCGCUGGUAGUGACCACCGAGAAGAGAGACCGCCCACAGCCCCCCAGCAAGCCGGCGGUGCCGCAGGAGGAGGUGAAGGCGCGCAGCGUGCUGCUGUCCUGGGAGCCGGGCAGCGACGGGCUGUCGCCGGUGCGGUACUACACGGUGCAGACGCGCGAGCUGCCGGCCGGCGAGUGGAGCUUGCACUCCGCCUCCAUCAGCCACAACACCACCUCCUUCGUGGUGGACAGGUUGAAGCCCUUCACCUCCUACAAGUUCCGGGUCAAGGCAACGAACGACAUCGGCGACAGCGCGUACAGCGAGGCGUCCGAGUCGCUCACCACGCUGCAGGCAGCCCCGGAGGAGGCCCCCGCCAUCCUGUCGGUCACCCCUCACACCACCACCUCCGUCCUCCUCCGCUGGCAGCCCCCGGCCGAAGACAAAAUCAACGGGAUCCUGCUGGGCUUCCGGCUCCGCUACCGGGAGCUGGCGUACGACGGGCUGCGGGGCUUCACCUUGCGCAGCAUCGGCAACCCCGGUGCCCGCUGGACCGAGCUCACCCACCUGAGCAAGCACCGGCGCUACGAGCUGCGCAUGAGCGUGUACAAUGCCGUGGGCGAGGGACCCCCCAGUGCCCCCCAGGAGGUCUUCGUGGGCGAAGCGGUGCCCACGGCGGCACCGCAAAACGUGGCCGUGCAAGCCACCACCGCCACGCAGCUCGACGUCACCUGGGAGCCGCCACCUCCCGAGGCGCAGAACGGCGACAUCCAGGGCUAUAAGAUCUACUUCUGGGAGGCGCAGCGGGCGAACGAGACGGAGCGGGUGAAGACGCUGUUCCUGCCCGAGAGCGGCGUGAAGUUGAAGAACCUCACGGGCUACACGGCGUACCUGGUCAGCGUGGCCGCCUUCAACGCCGCCGGCGACGGGCCCCGCAGCCCCCCAGCCAAGGCCCGCACCCAGCAAGCAGCCCCCAGCGCCCCCAGCGCCAUCAGGUUCAGCGAGCUGACCACCACCUCAGUGAACGUCUCCUGGGAGCCGCCCCUGCUCCCCAACGGCAUCCUGGAGGGCUACCGGCUGGUCUAUGAGCCCUGCAUGCCCGUGGACGCAGGCGUCAGCAAGAUCGUGACGGUGGAUGUGAAGGGGAGCAGCCCGCUGUGGAUGAAGGUGAAGGACCUGGCAGAAGGUGUCACCUACCGGUUCCGGAUCCGGGCAAAAACCUUUGCCUACGGGCCCGAGAUCGAGGCCAACAUCACCACGGGGCCGGGCGAAGGCGCCCCCGGGCCCCCGGGAGAGCCCUUCAUCUCCCGCUACGGCUCAGCCAUCACCAUCCACUGGUCCAGCGGGGACCCCGGCAAGGGACCCAUCACCAGAUACGUCAUAGAGGCCCGGCCCUCAGAUGAGGGGCUGUGGGACAUCCUCAUCAAGGACAUCCCGAAGGAGGUGACCUCCUACACCUUCAGCUUGGACAUCCUGAAGCAGGGCGUCAGCUACGACUUCCGUGUCAUCGCUGUGAACGACUACGGAUACGGCACCCCCAGCGUGCCCUCCCCGGCCGUGUCAGCUCAGAAAGCCAACCCCUUCUACGAGGAGUGGUGGUUCCUGGUGGUCAUUGCCUUGGUCGGGCUCAUCUUCAUCCUCCUGCUGGUCUUCGUCCUCAUCAUCCGGGGGCAGAGCAAGAAGUACGCCAAGAAGUCGGACUCCGGCAGCAACCCCAAGUCGGCCGCCCUGAGCCACGGGGAGAUGGUGAGCCUGGACGAGGGCAGCUUCCCUGCCCUGGAGCUCAACAAUCGGCGUCUCUCGGUCAAGAACUCCUUCUGCAGGAAGAACGGCAUCUACACCAGGUCCCCGCCGCGGCCCAGCCCCGGCAGCCUGCACUACUCCGACGAGGACGUCACCAAGUACAACGACCUUAUCCCGGCCGAGAGCAGCAGCCUGACCGAGAAGCCCUCCGAAAUCUCGGACUCUCAGGGAAGCGACAGCGAGUACGAGGUGGAUCCGAACCCCCAGAAGGCCCACUCCUUCGUCAACCACUACAUCAGCGACCCCACAUACUACAACUCCUGGCGCCGGCAGCAGAAGGGCAUCUCACGGGCCCAGGCGUACAGCUACACCGAGAGCGACUCGGGAGACCCCGACCAUUGCCCCCUGUCCAACAGCAACAGCACGCAGCAGGGCAGCCUCUUCCGGCCCAAAGCCAGUAGGACUCCAACCCCACAGACGCCCGUCAACCCCCCCAGCCAGCAAAGCACCCUGUACCGCCCCCCCAGCAGCCUGGCGCCCGGCUCCAGGGCCCCCAUCGCCGGAUUCUCAUCCUUUGUUUGAUAUUGCAAGAAAAAAGAAAAGCAAAAGAGGAAAAGGACAGGACGGUCGCCCCAAACCAAACCCCACUUCACACCCGUGCUCAGUGCCGGGGCCGGCCGUGGAGCGGAGAAGCAGCCCUCGUCCUGCUCCCGCGGCUUUGCUGCUUCAAAGGGGCGCGCGGGGCUCUUCGAAGACCUUUGCCAAAGCUUACGUGGAGGUUCGCGGGCAAGCACGGAGCGGGGAGCUCCCUGACAGCCACGGGCAAGGGGCAAAGGCAAGGAAUGGGGGAGAGCGGCGUGGCGACGGCAGGCAGCUCCUCGCAGGUGGGAUUGCUCGCCCCUAUGCUGGAGCACCGUGACUUUCCCCCCACCGGUGCUUUCUGGCCAAAGCUUUGUGUGCGUGACGCGGCGGGGUGCAGCUCCAGCCCCGACGGCAACAAACGUGGCCGGCUCCGACCACCGAAAACGUGCCUGGGCAUCCAGCAGCUACUGCCAGCGUCUGGUCCGUGCUGCCACGGAGCCCGCCUGGACGGGAACGAUGCCCAGGGGCUUAUGCUGCCCCGUGGGCUGGGCUGUGGUGCCCCGUGGAGCGGAGCGAAGUCGGCUUUUCCAGGGUGACCUGUGGGCUGCCUCUCCACCACCGCCUCUCAUCUCCCAGGGGGGAAAGGCAAUGACCGUGGACCACAGAGACAUUCCCCAGUGGUUUCUGACGUGGCUGGGGAGCGGGGAGAGCGGAGCUGGGGCCCGGGACAUGAGAACCACAUCGAUUUACUUGAAUUCGGGGGUGAGCCUCCCCUGCCCCAGCAAUUUCCUCCCUGCUGGGAAAGCAGGGCUGUGCCACACGUGGCAGGUGGGGUAUCGCUCAUCAGCACCUUCAUCCCCGCUCCCAGAAGGCGGGAGAGGGGCAAAUCAUGCCCCAGGUGGUGGAGGGGGGGGAUAUCCACGCCAAGUACUAUCGCUGGCUCUGCCACGCCACAGGAUCGUGCCUUGGGGCGGGGGUGACGGACCGACCGUGGCAGCCUUCAUUUUCUAUUCCCUUUGAGUGUGCAGGUUUGGGGGAGUGUGAGGGGCGGGGGGGGAUCCAGACCGGGGUGCGGGCCGGUGCAUCGGGCGGUUGUUUCUCAGCAUAGCAAAACACACGCAGUGCCUACUCGUCAGCCGGGGGCGGCCGUGGAGAAUGGGGCCAGGCCGGCAGGAGGGAGCGAGAGGAGCUGGGGGCUGCGCAGCCUCCCUCCCCGUCCCUUGGUGGGGGGAGUCGGGGCCGUGGCGGUGACACAGCCACGCGCGUCGCCCCCAGCCCUGGCUUGCACAUCCUCUGCAUCGUUCGGUUCAGAGGGAUUGAACCUGGCGCGUGGGGCCUUUCUAAUAAACAAUCCAAAGCGA
This is a messenger RNA of Gavialis gangeticus (Gharial), 7774 nucleotides long. It is a transcript of the gene SDK2, whose product is annotated as sidekick cell adhesion molecule 2. Gene Ontology annotation, molecular function: protein binding. The transcript is spliced from 43 exons. NCBI's taxonomy places the organism in Eukaryota, Metazoa, Chordata, Crocodylia, Gavialidae. Bases 93 to 6413 code for a protein of 2106 amino acids. The record is from RefSeq and is a predicted model, not a curated record.